AUGUCCGAACCUAACGUUUUCUUUGAUAUAUCUAUUGCCGGGCAACCUGCUGGUCGCAUCAUAUUCAAGUUGUUUGAUGAUGUUGUUCCAAAAACUGCAAAGAAUUUCCGCGAAUUGAGCACUGGUCAACAUGGCUUCGGCUAUAAAGCCUCUCCCUUCCAUCGUUUGAUCCGUGGUUUCAUGAUCCAAGGAGGUGAUUUUACAAAAGGCAACGGAACUGGCGGCAAAUCCAUCUAUGGAGACCGUUUCGCAGAUGAGAAUUUCAAAUUGAAACAUGACAGACCUCGUCUUUUAUCCAUGGCCAAUGCAGGGAAAGAUACAAAUGGGUCUCAAUUUUUCAUCACGACCGUACCGGCUGGCUGGCUAGAUGGCAAGCAUGUGGUCUUUGGUGAAGUUGUUGACGGGUGGGAUGUUGUGGAGAAAAUUGAAAGCCUGGCUUCUGCUACUGGUACACCUAAGAUGAAAGUAGUGAUUGCAGAUUGUGGAAUAGCUUGA
Molecule: messenger RNA, 495 nt
Organism: Aspergillus pseudoviridinutans
Lineage: Eukaryota; Fungi; Ascomycota; Eurotiomycetes; Eurotiales; Aspergillaceae
Product: peptidylprolyl isomerase
Exons: 4
Coding region: 1-495 (164 amino acids)
Biological process (GO): protein folding; protein peptidyl-prolyl isomerization
Molecular function (GO): peptidyl-prolyl cis-trans isomerase activity
Source: RefSeq, a predicted model, not a curated record